UUUUAAAUAGAAAGUAUGGCAACCAAAGCGACCAGAAACAAUCCAUUCGCAGAAUUUACUAAGCCGAUGAACAAUGAUAAUGAUCAUGACCAGAACAGUAGUCAGAAUAUUAAUAAUCGGGCUCAGCUUAAAGAAGAGCCACAGAAGAAGAACAAUUGGGAGAAAACAACCUCUGAAUUUAAUGGUAGAAUGACCAAUCCUUUCCGAGAGCCGAAUACUUAUUCAGGCGAUUCACAAUCUCAUAACGAGACUGAUACUACGAUGGAGGAUACUUAUACUCAGCCCUCUCGUGGAGGCCAAGAUUGGAAUCCGGAUGCUCAUAAACCACAGCAGCUUGGACAAUAUGGUCAAGAUGCAUCAGAACGUCCAGCGAAAGUAGGGUUUGGAGCUGGAGAAAACUCUGUAAAAAGACCAGGCUUUGACCCACUAAACGAACCACCAUUGUUAGAAGAUCUGGGAAUCAACCUAAUGCAAAUAAGAAGAAAGGUGUUAUCUAUUAUUAGUAUGAGGAAGAUAAACCCUGAAAUAAUCGAAGAUGCAGAUCUUGCUGGUCCUAUCUUAAUAGCAAUCAUCUUCGGUACCUUACUUUUACUAAGAGGAAAGAUUGAAUUUGGAAGAAUCUAUGGCUAUGGACUCACUUCAUGUGUACUGUUCUUUAUUCUGUUCAAAGUCUUAGUUGCAAGGGAACAUUCACUAGGCCUUUAUACAAUCAUGAGCGUCUUAGGGUAUUGAUUAAUCCCUUUCAACUUCUUUGCAGUUAUUAUUCUGUUCCUCCCAAUCAUGAACGUUGUUGGAGGAAUUAUCAGUCUAGGUAUUGUGUGUUGGUCAACAUAUAUGGCAACACAAUUCAUCGAAGUAAUGUUACACACAAAAAAUAAGAAAGCAAUUAUAGGAUUUCCAAUAUUCCUAUUCUAUAUGCGUUUCCUUCUAAUAACAAUAUUUUAG
Moneuplotes crassus is the source of this 945-nucleotide messenger RNA. The record is from the annotation of a GenBank genome assembly. Lineage: Eukaryota; Ciliophora; Spirotrichea; Euplotida; Euplotidae.